CAUCUACACAGCAGCGGUCUGCCUGGGAAUAAAGAAAAGAGUCAGAUGAGCAAAAUUAAUGACGGAGACAAGCAGUAACUUGACGGCAAGCUCCGGAGAGCAUCAGGUGAACACUCUGAUUUAUUGUAUGGGGGAUGAUGAAGCCCAUGAUGUUUUAAGAAGCCUGAAACUUGUGAAUGACCCAGAUCAGCGGCAGUACAACAAAGUGAACGAUGGCUUUCACUCCUUCAUAGAGAAAAAGAACGUUGUUUAUGAACGAGCACGAUUCAUAUAUGCCCAAUGAGACCAAUGUCGAUGCUUUCGUUACUGCACUGUAUGCGCUAUAGAGCAGCGUAACUACUGGACAUUGUAUGAUGAACUUAUAAGAGAAGACCCUAUCUGAGCUUAUGCAAAUGGAGAUGGAUUUGGACCUGACAAAAGCCAUGAACAUGGCACGACAAUCAGAGGAGGUUAAAAAGCAGCAAAACACACUGAGGGGUGAUGCCAGCGGGGUAACGAUGGCUGUUAGCUCUGUGGAUGCAGCGAAAGAAAAGCCAAAUUUCAACAAAUCUAAACGCUAUGGAGUAGUCACACAGCUCUCACAGUAAAAGUUUAAAGUUUCCACUGCAGCAAACGUGGUGGCGCACAGGGACGUCGCUAAUCAUUCGAGGGCUCGAGUCCCGUUUUAUCCCGGAUAUAUUUUAGCCCAGGAGUUUAGAAGAAAUGUCAUAGGCAUUCAUUUAAAUGUUGAUUGUGUUAGUUUUAGCACUGUCGCCGUUUACAACACGAUUUACAGUUUACAGCACGCGAUACACACACACACACACACACACACACAAGGGUGUAACUUUGGUUUGACAAGUGGGGGGAAUGGGGGGAAAAUGUUUUUGAUUUGAAUCCCAUUUCCUGCAUUUAUAUACAUUUAGGGACUAUGAUGAUACAAAAUCCAGGAAAUAAUUAAGUUAUUAUAAUGAUAAAUUCUGUCAAAAAAGAUAGUAGGCUACUCAACUGUCUAUAUAAAAAAAGAUGUCUUACUUUCUUUAUUGUUUAAUAAUGGCCUAUCACCAAGACUUGAGAGAAUAAUAUUACAAAGUCAAAAAUGUUCACCAUUAAUGUUUUGUGUGUGAAUAAAAUUGAAAUAAUGUGAGACUCAAUUUCCACUUUUUGAAACUUUUAUUUUUAUCUAACUGCUGUACCUGAAAAUGUAAAAUAAAUCACUUGUUGCACAGGACGUCUGUCAGAGACACAUCCACCAAACCGCAGGGGUUUAGAAGAGAAAAAGCAAAAAGCUUUAUGAACUGUGUGUUACAUCACUAUUUUGUAAUAUCAACUGCAGAUAGACAGCAGCUACAUUAAUAUGUAAUUAUAUGAAAAUGCUGAUCAUUACUUUAAUAAUUGUAUUUUAUGCACAAACAACCAUCCUUAGUUAAUGAACAAAUUAAAAGAUUUACAUUCCUGGUGCUAAUUUUCUGUGCAGAACAAAUACCUAAAAAAGAUCGUUUUUAUGCCUCCAACACUGUAUUAUAACAGGGUAGGAAUAACGAUCUGUAAUCCUUACUUCUUUCAUCCGAAAGGAUGGGAAAAUUGAUACAACAGAUACACUACUUAUUUGGUACACAGGAUGCAAGAUUUGGCACACAAUCUCACAAACAUGAAAAAAUAUUAAUAACAUUGUCCUCCAUCUAUUCAUUCAAUCACAUCUUACCAUAUAUCCUAACUGUCCACCUCAUCUGUCCUCUGAUAUGUAAACGACUGAGUUAUGAUCAUAUUGCAUUGUCCGGGAAUCGAGCCCGAUGCUAAAACACUACGGCUGCGGUAUAUUUUCGGCCGCUGACCCUCUGCUGGCGCUGUUCGGUGAUUUUGCUCCGGUCUGCGCACGCGCGCGUCGUCAGUGUACGCGCAGUGUCCGACCCCUGUCCAGUUCAUUCAGCAAAGUGUCAGCACCUCGAUGACAGAUCAUCAUGCACAAAAAGGCUGUGUUUUUCCCAGGAUGCGUUAAGGUCGUGUUCCGUAAGGGACCACUAGGAUAUCUCCUUCAGGAGCCAACCGAGGAGGCCAGGCUGAUCAAAGACAACCCGUCUCUGCCGGACAAGUCGGCACCGAAGGAGGAAGAGCUUGUUAGACGAAACGCUCUUGCUGUGGUCAGUCAGAGAGGAGGUGGCGCCUCUGAUAAAAGAGAAGUUUUUGGCGAAUACAUCCUGCAGUUUGGAAAGUACAAGGGGAAAUCUUUCCGGUGGCUGUUUGAAAAUGACAUUGGUUACACAGUAUACCUGAUGAAGAACCUUCAGCAGGAGGAGGCUGCAGGGGUCUUUACGGCCGAGGGACCCAGCAAGAGCAGUCUGUUAACCUUUGUCCAGUCUCUUCUUAGCUACACGUUCAAAAAUCCAGCUGCGCCUACAGCAUCAUCAGAGGGUGACCAGCUGGUUGGUUUCGGCGCUCGCUCCAAGAGUACAUGGUGGGAGAUUUGGGACAGCAGAGCUGUUGGGUAUGCUUCCUUUAUAAUGAAAACACAAACUGCUAAUUCUUGUAUUUCGACAACAGAAUUGGAAGACGCCGACGAGUUAGAGAGUGCAACAUUGAACAUCUCCCCCUCCAAGCUACAGUCACAGUCUCCACCAACACCACCAUCGUCGUCUGAGAGGUUUGGGCUGGAGUAUGUGGAACCUGGAUGUCGCCCUGUUGUGCUGGACUGGGAAAAGCACAAGAGCAAGUCCACUCAAGCUUUCAGUCCAGCUGAGCAAGGACGCACGCCCACUGCGCAGUCUUCAGACCAUCCUGGUGAUCAUGAUGUGACUCCAAGUCCUCAGCUAGAGUCAGGUAGACAUUUUAAAUUAGAAUAAACUUACAAGACAUUGUUGUAUGUAGAUAAAAUGGUCAACAUUGAAAUGGUGUUGCAAAAGAAUAUAGUAUGUACAGUGUGCAUAUGUAAGAUAAAUAUAUAAAUAUAUUGUAGAAGUGUAUAUAAGGCAAAAUAUAAUGUCCAGUUUAACAGGGAGUAAAGUGACAGUGCAGUGUGCACACAAAGAUGUACAGAAAAGAUGUACAGUGAGAGUGUUAUUGUGUGUACAGAGUAGUGCAGAGUACAAAGUAGUGCAAUAUUUGCAUGUGCAACAAUCAGCUGAGGUAGAAUGUUAUGUUAUGUUGUGUGGGGGUAAGACCAGAGAGUCCAGAUCCUAGGUGUACUGGUUGAGGGCCCGAAUGGCCUGCGGGAAAAAGCUCCUCUUCGUUCUCUCUGUGUUCACCUUCAAGGAACGGAAACGUUUCCCUGACCUCAACAGAGAGAAGAGUCCAUUGUUGGGAUGGCUGAGGUCCUUCAUAAUCUUCUUGGCUUUGGUCCAGCACCGCUUGCUGUAUAUGGUGUCCAGGUCAGGCAGCUCGGUGUGGAUGGUACGCUCGGCUGAUCGCACCACCCUCUGGAGAGCUUGCCUGUCCUGUUUGGUGCUGUUCCCAAACCAGGCAGUGAUACGUCCCGUCAGGAUGCUCUCAAUGGUGCAGGUGUAGAAUGUCUUUAGCACCUUUGAGGGCAGUUUAAAGGCCUUCAGGCAUCUGAGAUGAUAAAGACGCUGCCGGGCCUUCUUCACCAGGGUGUUAACGUGACAGGACCAUGUCAGGUCCUGCGUGAUGUAGACACCUAGGUACCGGAAACUGUCCACUCUCUCCACUGGGGUCCCGUUGAUGGUGAGGGGCUGGUAAUUCCUCUCCUGCUUUGUGCUAAAGUCCACUAUCAACUCCUUAGUCUUGCUGAUGUUCAGGAGGAGAUUGUUGACCUGGCACCAUGUCUCCAGGUUUUUAAUCUCCUCUAGGUAGGCCGUCUUGUCGUUAUUGGAGAUCAGGCCCACCACAGUAUCGUUCGCAAACUUCACGAUGUUGGUGGAGCUGGAAGUGGCCACACAGUCAAAGGUGUACAGAGAGUACAGCAGGGGGCUCAGAACACAACCCCGGGGGGCUCCAGUGCUGAGGGUGAGUGAGGGUGAGACAUGGUUGCCCACCCGUACUGCCUGAGGUCUGUCUCACAGGAAGUUGGAGAUCCACCGACACAGGGAUGGGCUAAGGCCCAGGAUCUCCAGCUUAGUGGUGAGUAUGGAGGGAAUUAUGGUGUUAAACGCUGAACUGUAGUCAACAAACAGCAUUUUGACAUAAUUCCCCCUUCUGCUGUCCAGAUGGCUCAGGGCUGCGUGAUGGAGGUGUGCGAUGGCGUCCUCAGUAGAUCAGUUGGGACGGUACGCGAACUGUAGCGGGUCCAAGGUGUCAGGUAGGGAAGAAGUGAUGAAGUCUCUGAUGAGUCUUUCGAAGCACUUCAUCACCACUGAGGUCAGGGCCACUGGACGGUAGUCGUUCAGGCAGGCGGGCUGGGGGUUCUUGGGGACAGGAACAAUGGUGGACCGUUUGAAGCACGUCGGGAUUGUAGACUGUUCCAGGGAGAGGUUGAAAAUCUCAGUGAACACACGAGCAAGCUGGUCAGCACAGGCCUUCAGGACCCGACCCGUGAUGCCAUCUGGCCCUGCUGCCUUCCUGGUGUUCACUCUCCUGAAUGCCUUCCUCACGCCGUGCUCCGAGAUGAUGAACGCGUUGUCCUCUCCGGCAUGCUCCUCGUGUGUGCUGCCUAUAGCGCUGUUAGCGCUGCUAACACCGUUAGCACUCUGAGCUGCAGCCUCGAAGCGAGCAUAAAAGGUGUUUAGCUCGUCUGCCAGAGAAGCGUCUGCAUUCACUGAUCUGGAAGAUGGUGUUUUGUAGUCCGUCAUAGUCCUUAGUCCCUGCCACAGACUCCUAGAGCCACUCUGUUGAAAUUGUGACUCUAGUUUUUGUCCAUAGCGCCGCUUCGCCUCCUUCACCACUCUGCGGAUGCUGUAGGAUGUAGCUUUAUACUCCUCCAUGUUUCCACUGGCGAGCCCCGUGUUGUAUGCAGCGGAGCGGGAUCUCAGAGCAUCGCGGACGGAUUUAUCCACCCACGGCUUCUGAUUGGGGAAAGUCCUGAUGAUAGUCUUGUGAACCG
This is a messenger RNA of Hemibagrus wyckioides, 4972 nucleotides long. RefSeq lists its product as uncharacterized. NCBI's taxonomy places the organism in Eukaryota, Metazoa, Chordata, Actinopteri, Siluriformes, Bagridae. The transcript has 3 exons. The record is from RefSeq and is a predicted model, not a curated record. The coding region runs from base 1941 to 2819 and encodes 292 amino acids.